Molecule: messenger RNA, 3489 nt
Organism: Megalops cyprinoides (Indo-Pacific tarpon)
Lineage: Eukaryota; Metazoa; Chordata; Actinopteri; Elopiformes; Megalopidae
Product: transcription factor Sox-8-like
Exons: 3
Coding region: 254-1660 (468 amino acids)
Biological process (GO): negative regulation of transcription by RNA polymerase II; neural crest cell development; morphogenesis of an epithelium
Cellular component (GO): nucleus
Molecular function (GO): DNA-binding transcription factor activity, RNA polymerase II-specific; RNA polymerase II cis-regulatory region sequence-specific DNA binding
Source: RefSeq, a predicted model, not a curated record
GUCAACCUGCAACGCAAAGAAAAAUACAGGAAAACAACAAACAAACAAAUACGGAUAACACUCGGAUUUUGUUUCGUUUUCAUUGUAAAAGGCACGUUCAGAUGACAUAUUGAGCGAUGCGUAAAAAUGUGCAUUCUGUUUAACUAACAGUAGAGUUUUACCUACAAAGUUUGAAUUGCAUUUAGUUUUCUAAACAACUUGUUUUAAACUACUCUGCCGAUCGUUUUUGUUAUUUGGACUUACCUUCCAUCCAAUGCUAAAAAUGACCGAGGAGCACGACAAGUCCCUUAACGAGCCCCCGUGCAGUCCUGCGGGGACCACGAGCUCCAUGUCCCAGGAUGACUCGGAUUCGGAUGCCCCGUCCUCCCCGACGGGAUCCGACGGGCACGGGUCUCUGCUCAUGCCGGCGAUGGGCAAAAAAAUGGACAGCGACGAAGACGACCGGUUCCCCGCCUGCAUCCGAGACGCGGUGUCGCAGGUUCUGAAGGGAUACGACUGGUCGCUCGUCCCCAUGCCCGUGAGGGGAAACGGAUCGCUGAAAAAUAAGCCCCACGUUAAAAGACCGAUGAACGCCUUCAUGGUUUGGGCGCAGGCUGCGCGCAGAAAACUAGCGGACCAAUACCCCCAUCUCCACAACGCGGAGCUCAGCAAGACUUUGGGGAAGCUGUGGCGCUUGCUGUCGGAGAACGAGAAGAGACCGUUUGUCGAAGAAGCAGAGAGGCUUAGGGUCCAACACAAGAAAGACCACCCGGAUUACAAGUACCAGCCCCGCCGGAGGAAGAGCGUGAAGCCCGGUCAAAGUGACUCUGAUUCAGGGGCAGAACUUAGCCAUCAAAUGUACAAGGCCGAGCCGGGCAUGGGCCUGGCGGCCGUAGGAGAUGGACAUCACCCCCAUCACCACCAAGAACACACAGGUCAGCCUCACGGUCCCCCUACACCCCCCACCACCCCUAAAACUGACCUGCACCACGGUGGGAAGCAAGACCUCAAACACGAGGGCAGGCGGUUGCUGGACAGCGGCAGGCAGAACAUCGACUUCAGCAACGUAGACAUCUCAGAGCUCAGCACCGACGUCAUAAGCAACAUGGAGGCCUUCGACGUUCACGAAUUCGACCAGUACUUGCCAGUCAACGGUCACGCUGCAGCCGCCGCCGCCUUGCCCUCUGACCACAGUCACGGACAGAAUCCAGCGACAGGCGGCGCGUACACCUCCACCUACAGCCACCCCGGUGCAAACGGAGCGGUCUGGAGUCGCAAAAGCGCAGCGUCAUCCUCGUCCCCAACGGGCGGCGAAGCGGGCCCACAGAGGCCGCACAUCAAAACGGAGCAACUGAGUCCCAGUCACUACAGUGAGCACUCACACGGCUCACCGUCCCAUUCCGACUACGGCUCUUACAGCGCCCAGACAUGCGUCAGCUCCACCGCCUCCGCCCCGGCCGCCACUUCCUUCUCCAGCUCCCAGUGUGACUAUACAGACCUCCAGAGCUCAAAUUACUACAGCCCAUAUACCGGGUACCCAUCUAGCAUUUACCAGUACCCAUACUUCCAUUCCUCCCGCCGGCCCUACGGAAGCCCUAUCCUAAACAGCUUGUCCAUUCCGCCUUCCCACAGUCCUACUAACUGGGAACAGCCGGUGUACACCACAUUAUCCAGACCAUGAGCACCUGCGUUGUAAAUAGACUUUCCAUCCAUCGCUAACCAAGUGUUACGGAAGUUUUCUGCACUAACGAAGGAAUAGAAUUAGGUGGGGCGCACAGCCAUAAACGAGAAAGAAUAUAUACGCAUACAUAUAUACACGAAUAAAAGUGCCUGCUGAUUUAAUAUAAACUUAGGUAAUUCUGAAGAAGAUGUGCCAUUGUUUUGUUAGGCUGUUCCUAUUUCGUCUCGGACUCCACUGAAGAAACCGACGCGUCUGUUCAUGGACCGCGAGCGGGAAUCCUCUGUGAGGACCACGUGAGAGUCACCGAACGCGCGCUCAGGUGCAUUCCCCUAGUGACGCGGGAAGCGGAGCGGCGUGCAGAGCGAGCAGGGCGCACCCGGGCAGACGCUGGCGGUGAAGCGGGUGGAAGACACACCCAUCGCCGCAGACGCUGGCGGUGAAGCGGGUGGAAGACACACCCAUCGCCGCAGACGCUGGUGGUGAAGCGGGUGGAAGACACACCCAUCGCCGCGCACGGGGACCGAAUACACGAGCUCCAAGUCAUCCUCGUGUAGAUUUUAACUGUCCGGUGCCAGCCAGCGCACACCGCAUCUGCACAAUAUCUAUUCCAUUCUAUUCCACCAAACCCGUUUUCAACUAUAUUUCCUCUAUGUCAAGGGUUGUCCUUUGUUUUCAAGAUCGCAAAUAUGUAUUUAAUUUUGUUGCAUCGUUGUUCUUUUUUUUCAGUUAGCUGAAUAAUUGUGUCAUAUGUUUUGGAGAGGGAGCAUCUCCAGAAACAUUUCAUAUCAGCGAAUGAAUUGUAAUUCUAUGCAUUUGGUAUGUCACAACCACUUUUCGAUUUUUUUUUAUGCCUUUAUAAAUAACAACACAUAUUUCCAUUCCCGUUCGUUAAAACAUGCGAGCAAUUACACUAACAAAGACCAGCGGAGUGCCAUGAGAUUCAACAGGUGUCCAGUGCGCUGCUUGCCGAAUUGCGAUUAGUCACGACGCGAGGGUUAAAGGAAAUGGGUAACAUAACACGACACGCGCUUGAGUGAUGGGCCAGCUGGAGCCGGUGCUUAAGUGGACCGGAAGACACACGGUGCAGUUGACCCGUCAAGCGUCCCGGGUGUCAUCUAUGCAUAGCUCUGUUUCCAUGGAAAGCCAGACCCACUCACCCACACAGGUUCGGGAGAUUUUGUCAGCAAAUUGUCUUCAAGCUUUUUCUCACAAUGGCCAGCAGAACUUUGGAGCGUGGUCAUUUACGCAUAAACCCAUACGGAACACGAGUGAGGAAAAGCUAGUUUGUAAUAUUUAGAAUGCAGGAAUUAGGGGAUCUUUGUGUCCCUUAAAAUUAGCCCAUCAUUGUCAAGUUUGUAUGUGUCUGCGUGUCUAUACUGUAUGUAUUUCUACUAGGUAUAUUGUAUGCCGGGCAUAUGAUAACUUUGUACACAUUUAACACUAACUUGUGCCUUUAAAUGCUUAUUUUUCUAAAACUUUCUUGUUGGAUUUGUUCUUUAAUAAAACAAAAAAUAUGAGUUGCAUGCAACAUGCAGUCAAUCUCCUCCAACAGAAGAACGAAGGAAAAUACUGGAACAUUUCAAACUGGUGCUAUUAGUUUAACCGUUUAAAAUGACACUUGUAUCGAUCUUUUGAAAACUUGGAAAAUGUACCAAGUGUAAAUUUACGGACUGUAACGCCCCAUAACAAUUUGUAUAAACCUAUGACCACGAACGUUGUUUAUUUUUACUUGUUUUACUCUUAACGUUGUAUAUGCAAUGAAUCAUUUGCAAAAUGUGUUUAUUUCCAUGUUCACUAGAAAAUUCUCACAAGCACGGUUAAUAUUUUUG